Messenger RNA from Cherax quadricarinatus, 2125 nucleotides. It is a transcript of the gene san, whose product is annotated as Probable N-acetyltransferase san. Gene Ontology annotation, cellular component: NatA complex. NCBI's taxonomy places the organism in Eukaryota, Metazoa, Arthropoda, Malacostraca, Decapoda, Parastacidae. Gene Ontology annotation, molecular function: N-acetyltransferase activity. Gene Ontology annotation, biological process: mitotic sister chromatid cohesion. The record is from RefSeq and is a predicted model, not a curated record.
UGGUGGUCGUCAAGGGAAGUGACGUCAUGAAUCAGUGAGGCCAUCAUGGCUGCGCCCUGUGUUGUCCUCUGAGUGCUUCUCCUCCCUUCUUCACCAUCCUCGCUCGUUCUCACCACUAUGAGGAAGGGUCGAAUUGAGCUGGGGGAUGUGACCCCACACAACAUUAAACAGUUGAAACUUUUGAACCAGGUAGUGUUUCCAGUGAGUUACAAUGACAAGUUCUAUAAGGAUGUACUUGAGGCUGGAGAACUAGCUAAAUUAGCAUACUAUAAUGACAUGGUUGUAGGUGGUGUAUGCUGUCGAGUUGAUGUCCUGGAUGGCCAGCGGAGACUUUACAUCAUGACCCUAGGCUGUCUUGCUCCAUAUCGACGUUUAGGCAUUGGUACAAAGAUGCUUGAACAUGUUCUAAACUUUGUGGAGAGAGAAGGAAAUUUCAACUCCAUUUUUUUACAUGUACAAGUUAACAAUGACGGUGCACUGGAUUUCUACAAGAAGUUUGGAUUCGAAGUAGUGGAAACAAAGCAACAUUAUUACAAGAGAAUCGAACCUGCCGAUGCUCACGUUCUCCAAAAAACCCUCGUCAAAUCCUGAACACUGGUUGCACACUAACAACUCUGGGACCUGACAGCUACCUGUGAGUGUAAGAAGAAUGGCAAUUGCUUGAUAGCGGUUGCAAAUUCCUGACCAGGUAAAAGUGGCGGAAAUAGUGAUGUAUUGUCUUACAGUGGAGCAUCGAGUUUGGAGACGUGCGAAAACUUUAUUCUGGGCAAUAAUCUGAUGCUUGAGGGGGGACGGGGAAAUAAUCAUAUAUGGUUGUAACCUUUGUAAAUAUGCAUAAGAAUGUAAAUGGAGCGGUAUAUGGCAAUAUAUAUGUAAUGUUUGUGUGAGUAUGUAUGUGUGUGUAUAUGUAUGUAUGAAUGUGUGUUGUGUAUUUACCAUACAGUAUAUAUAUGUACGCACACAAAUUGACAUUGCAUAUUUUCAUUCACAUACACUAGAGACAUGAAUGUGCAUGCAUAAGCAUGUGUACACACACCACACAUUGAUGCAAAUAAUUAUAAUGAACAAUUCUUAAAUAUACAUAGGUCACACAUUCAUCCACACAAUGCAUGUAAGUUGCACACAUGGAAAGAAUGCAUGCUUAUAUGCACGUAAAACACACAUUGUGCAGACCUGCAAUUAAAGCACACGUGCACAUACUGUGCACACGUACAUGUUUACAAAGGCACACACACACACACUUGCAUGUUAUGCACACAUUGCAAAUAUGCACAUGCAUACAUUAUUUAAGUACAUGGAUACAUUAUGCACAUGCAUGCACAUGAAUACACAUGCACACUGCACAUGAAUACACAUGCACACUGCACAUGAAUACACACUAUGCACAUGAAUACACACUGUGCACAUGAAUACACACUGUGCAUGAAUUUACAAUACACACACACUAUCCAGACACUUCUACAUUAUAUAUUAUGUAUGCUUUCAUAUACUGUAUAUAAUAUAAUUUGUGCUUACAUCAACACAGGCAAUUUUUCUCACACAGGCACACAUACAUACAUAGGUAUGUGCGCACUUCGAUGUUUGUACAAAGUCUCGGUUUACAUCAGUGCUGUGCUUGGUACUGGGUCACCUUGGUUAUAUAUAUAUAUAUAUAUAUAUAUAUACUGUAUACACAUUAUAUGUAAAGUGGCAUGCAAGGUGAACUGUCCUGCCUUUGUAUUCAUAUAAAACUAAGUUCUAAAAAUGAAUUUGAGGGCUUUCAAAAAUAAGUUAGAUUAGAUUUUUUUUUUUUUUUUUUAAAUGUUUGUUUAAUUUUCCAUAAUUAAAACUUCAUUACAUUGCUGUAUUAAAACUAAUGUAUUCCAUUGAAGCUCUGCAUAGGUUCUGCAUAACUACGUAGUUGUCAAACACCAGUUUUAUUCGCUAGUCCAGGCAUUGGUUAUAAGAAUUUUUUUUUCCUUCUAGAGUGACUUGUGUUAGUCUUCAUUGAGCCCGGGGUGCUCUAGACACAUGACCUUAUUUUUACUAAUGUUAAGUCUCCUUUUCUUCAAAACUAAAAUAGUUUGUCUUACAUUGCUAACUUGUUUUAUAAGAUUUAAAUAUAUGAAAUAAAUGAAUAUGACUA